Daphnia pulicaria is the source of this 732-nucleotide messenger RNA. Its product is annotated as F-box-like/WD repeat-containing protein TBL1XR1. Lineage: Eukaryota; Metazoa; Arthropoda; Branchiopoda; Diplostraca; Daphniidae. The record is from RefSeq and is a predicted model, not a curated record. Gene Ontology annotation, cellular component: histone deacetylase complex. Gene Ontology annotation, biological process: regulation of transcription by RNA polymerase II. The transcript is spliced from 3 exons. Gene Ontology annotation, molecular function: protein binding; transcription corepressor activity. The coding region runs from base 229 to 705 and encodes 158 amino acids.
AGGUAGCGUCAUGAUUGGCCUACCCUGAUGGCGUCAUGAUCGCUGCUGAUCGCCUUUCAAAUAGGUUUUCAGCAUUCUGCUUACACCUUCGGCAUAGAGUCACAUAUUUCACAAUCCAAGAUCAAUGGAGCUUUGGUACCAACAGCAGCUCUUCUCUCCAUCAUCCAGAAGGGUUUCCAUUUCACAGAAGCUGAGAUCAGUGUUGGAGAUGAUGGUUCGGAACAACCCAUGGAAAGCUUAUCACUCAUUGAUGCUGUGAUGCCUGAUGUUGCAAGUAGUCAACAGGAAAUGCAGAACAAUCAGAAACCACAAGUGGUAAAGACAGAACCACCAAAUUCCAAUGGAUAUGAACCCAUGCAUUCAUAUCCCAACCCCAAUGAAUGCCGGGAAGAGGAAACAGGAGUAGAGAUACCUGCCAGCAAAUCAACUGUACUUCGUGGCCAUGAAUCUGAAAUUUUCAUCUGCGCUUGGAACCCAACAACUGAAAUAUUGGCUUCUGGCUCUGGCGAUAGUACUGCCAGAAUUUGGAACAUGAAUGACAACUCGCCUUCACCAACUCAACUUGUUCUUAGGCAUUGCAUUCAGAAGGGUGGAACUGAAGUUCCGAGCAACAAAGAUGUAAACUACUUGCUUGUAAUAAACUGCUGUCCAUUUUGCCGAAAUGUUGUCUAUUGUUAUCUGUACGUCAGCAAUGAAGCUGCUUAAAACCAAUAAAGAGAAGAAAAGAAACAA